This is a messenger RNA of Stegodyphus dumicola, 3756 nucleotides long. RefSeq lists its product as uncharacterized. The record is from RefSeq and is a predicted model, not a curated record. Gene Ontology annotation, molecular function: L-amino acid transmembrane transporter activity. Gene Ontology annotation, cellular component: vacuolar membrane. Gene Ontology annotation, biological process: amino acid transmembrane transport. Lineage: Eukaryota; Metazoa; Arthropoda; Arachnida; Araneae; Eresidae.
UUGCAAAGUAUAUAUUACUCCGCUCACGAAAUUCUCUCUCUCUUCCACCUUAACGAAAUAACAUUUUAUAAGCUGAUGCUGCCUGCUCCUCUGUUACGGUAGGAAUUUAGGUUUGCUAUGGAAGCAAGCAAUGAUGUUCACAAACACGAAACUACGGGCAUUUUAUCGAAGUGUUCAUCAUUGUCAUUAGUACAGUCGGCGAAUUCAAAUCAUCGGACUAAAGGACUACCACUAUGGCUCGCUUCCGUUUUUAUCGUUGGCGAGAUGGCAGGAAGCGGUGUUCUUGCUUUACCGAAAGCAAUAGCAGAUGCAGGUUGGAGUGGGAUAGCUCUUCUAAUUAUUUCCUGCCUGAACACUCUUUAUGCCGCUAUAUGCCUUGGGAGAUCCUGGAUGAUAAUCGAAGAACGCUACGACGAGUACAGAGAAAAGAACAGAUACCCAUAUGCAGCUAUAGCUUAUAGAGCCGUUGGAACUAAAAUGAGGUAUAUUGUGUCCUUUUGCAACGAUUUUACGUUAUUCGGUGUAGCGACAGUAUUCCUGCUGUUAUGUUCGGAGUUAAUUGGAACUUUAGCGUCAAGUUGGGGACUAUCGUUCUGCUACUGGAUUUUAAUUAUAGCUGCCAUCUUAUGUCCACUCAUGUGGUUGGGGACACCAGAAGAUUUUUGGCCUGCAGCAAUAGGAGCUUUGGUAACAACAACCUUGGCUUGCAUUCUUUUGAUUGUAGCUCUAGUCAAAGAAGAAAGAAAGGGUACAUCGCAUCCUGAAUACCCUCCACCGACGGUCAUGUCAUUCUUCUUGGCCUUUGGAACAAUCCUUUUCGCCUUUGGUGGAGCUUCUACAUUUCCAACCUUUCAGAAUGAUAUGAGGGAUAGAAGCCAGUUUCCAAAAGCAGUCACUAUUGGCUUUUCAGUUUUACUUUUGCUGUACCUACCAGUGGCUGUGCUCGGAUACAGUGUAUACGGCAAGGAUUUAAAUCCAGACAUCAUACAGACAUUACCAGACUCUAGUCUCAGGAGUGCAGUAGAAAUUCUACUGGCAUUACAUCUCUUUUUUGCUUUCCUGUUGGUUAUCAACACACCAGCUCAAGAAAUGGAAGAAUUUCUUAAAGUUCCUAAGCGAUUUGGAUGGAAACGGUGUAUGCUGAGGACUGCGGUUAUGUUGUUAAUCAUUUUCGUUGCUCAAAGUAUUCCUCGGUUUGGGAAAGUUCUCAAUCUAAUAGGAGGAUCAACAGCUACUUUGACGACAUCCGUCUUUCCUUGCUAUUUCUACUUAAUGCUAUGUUCCCAAGAAAGCACAGAAUGGCCGCAAAAGAGGAUUCCUCUGUACGAGAAAAUAUAUUUAUUUUUUAUAAUGAUCACUGGAAUAAUCGGAGGUUGCAUAUCAACUUAUUCGGCUAUUACGGAUAUCGCACAAGCAAAAUCCUUCAAUCCACCUUGCUAUGUGAACAUAACUGCGGCUGGAAAUCAGUUAUAGCAUUUCUGCACAUCUGAAACAUGAGCUAAACAAAACUGUGAUAGCUCUUCAUCAGGUGCUACAGAUCAACAAGGCAGCAACAAAUUUUGCCACUGUUGUUCUUAUGUGCUUGAAAUAUAGUAAAUUAAUUUAUUCGUUAUAUGUUCUUAUUAUUCGUGUAUGUUCUCAUCAGAAGAAAUUGUCUUUUACAUUCUUUUAACCAUGAACAUUUUCUAAAUGUGGAAUUUUUAUUUUGCAGUUAUUACUGUUUAUUCAUAUGAUGCCCAUUAUGAGUGCUAAGAAUGAUAUUAUUGUUUAUCUUCCAUCAAUGUUAUGUUUAAACUUCAAAUGAUUACUGCUAGAGUCAAUAACAGAAAACUUCUGAGAUAGUCAAAUGGUUUAAUAUUAAUUUUCAAAAAGGAGGGUUAUGAUAUUUAUGUACGUACACGCCUCCUUACUUAAUUCAAAAACUAAUAAACACCACAUGUGUUUUUAUGAAAAUUCUUAGCUCCUGAACUAUUUUAAAACUGUUAGUAUAUUUUAUUUAUAUUAAAGCUAUAUUUACGAAGCACAAAUUUAUUUGUUUGGAAUAAAAAUGCACUUAGAUUUCAGAUAUGUAAUUGCCUACUGCUGAAGAUACGCUUACUCUACAAAGCAAAGCAUUUUAUUGGUCAGAAAUGCGAAAAAACACGAUAUAAAUAUGUGUAUUCGAAAACAAAUACAACAUCUGCUGCUGCAAUAACCCAUGUAGAGUUUUUAGAAGGCAAUAGCAGCACUUUAAAUUGUCUGUGUAAGAUUUGCAUCUGUGCUUUAUCCAUACAGAUACAGAAGAAAAAUAGUAAUUUGAAAUAUAUAAAAAAUACCCGGAAUUUUCAAAUCCUGAGAAAGGGAAUUUUCUCAAGUCUUUCUUUCCUAUGAAAUUCGAGAAACUUGGACAGAAAGAGAACUAAAAUGUUUGCACCAAAAACUGGUCAGCCGGUCAGUUGGGAUUUUAGCAUCUCGGCUGUUUAACCCGCCGUUGUUCAACUUCAUUCUGUCGGAUCCGAGAGUCUUCUAUCCCUAUACCCCUACCAUCAACCUCUGCAGAGAACUCUGAGUGCCCUUAUGUCGCAAAGACAUUAUACACUAGCGAACAUGUGUGUGUUUUCCAGGAUUCGAAUACCGUCCAAAGGGUAUGGAAGAGGGUUCUCCACCGCCACACCAGCAGGAUGGCAACGAGUUAAUACUACAUUUCAGAUAUAUUAAUCUCUCAACCGUCCAGGGCCGUUUCUAGCGAUAUUGCAGCUUGUAAAAUUACGCGGGCGGCCAAAAUCAGGGGCGGCCGGACUCUCGCGAUGCCAUGUCUAAAUAUUUUAACUUCAUUAAAUUUAUUGUAUGUACUUGUGUGAUAUGUAAGUACUUAGUGCGUAUAAAAAAAUUUAUUAAUCAUUGAGCACUUUUUUUUUUUCAUUUGGUGGGAUGCAACUUUAGGAAAAUACCCGGGCAGCCGAUGACUUGGGAAUAUAGUCCAUACGGUAUAGUGGUUAGUGACCGUGACUGCUGUAACGAUUGGCCCAGGUUCGAAUCCCGUUAAAAGCAUGGUUGUAACUGUCCGUCCCAUCAUAGGAGGCAAUAGUAGUCACUUAUUAGCUGCUUCCAUAAUGAAAUGACCACCAUGUUCAGCCUUUGCAGUGGCGCAAUGCGAAUGGCUAUUAAAUAAAGGGCCCGGCCAUUCAAAAAAAUAAUCUCUCAUUCAAUAGAUAUAGAUACCCUUUGUAGAGAGAAAAUACCCUGCCCAGACAAAGUGCAGACACUGCCUGGCAAAUCUGUCUUUUUAAGAAACUCGGUAAUAAUUUAGUCGGAAAAUGAGUUGCACGUUUUAAUACUUUAAAAUUUCAGCUAUAAGAAAUGUGUGUUAUUUUCUGAAGGCGAAUUCUUAUUUGGUGCUUUUUUGUACGAGAUCUCGUGGAAUUGAUAAAACUUGAAAAAAAAAUACAUUAAGAAGAUCAAAAGGAAGAGAAACAUGUCAAAGUGAAAUUUAAAAUUAGGUAAAAAAAAUUUAGGGUAGACUUUGAAUAAAAUUGCAUCGAUUAAUUAAGUCUAUGAACUCCUCACAUUCUGUAAAAAGUUAUUUACUUCUGAAGAAGGAGGAACUAUAUCUGAUCACUCUCGAUAGAAAAGUUUUAUUCAAAAUCGAUAAAGUUUUAUUCAAAGUCUAUGUCAAACAAAAACUGUUUUCCUUCUUUUCUUGGACUUAAUUGUCAAUUGUAUGUGUUAAGAAGAGUCACGAAAAGGAAAUAAUAAAGAAGUUUAAUUCUUAAAAAA